Messenger RNA from Syzygium oleosum, 2768 nucleotides. Its product is annotated as glucan endo-1,3-beta-glucosidase 6. The transcript is spliced from 3 exons. Lineage: Eukaryota; Viridiplantae; Streptophyta; Magnoliopsida; Myrtales; Myrtaceae. The record is from RefSeq and is a predicted model, not a curated record. Gene Ontology annotation, biological process: carbohydrate metabolic process. Gene Ontology annotation, cellular component: plasma membrane. Bases 811 to 2262 code for a protein of 483 amino acids. Gene Ontology annotation, molecular function: hydrolase activity, hydrolyzing O-glycosyl compounds.
GUACGUCGCAGUAACUGCGCAACACAAGUCAUCAUAACUCAAGAACCAUCUCUCCCUCCUUCUCAAGAGAGCCUGUGAACAGUGAGCGAGUCUCUGCCAUUUUUUUGUGUUUCUUUUUUCAGUGGGGAUGAUGGGUUGCGUUGGGUUUGGAUAGAUUCUUGAGCUAAGUUGUCGCCCAAAAAAAAAAAAAAAGGACAGGAUCCUUAACUUCGUUUCGUCAUUCUUCCCUCCGCUGUCCUCACCCCCCCCCCUCUUCUUUCCUCUUUUCCUUUUUCAUUUUUUCUUUCGUUGCUUUAUAAAUCAUUAUCAUUUCCGAACCUGCUUACCGUUUUUCCCUCUUCCCAUCCGGUUUUUCCUUUUCGCUCCUGCUUCAAAUCUGGUUCUUGGUUUCCGUUUCUAGCUUCCUGUCUUUAUUCGAGCUCAAACCCAUCAUACCCAUCUUGCAAAACGAAUAUAUUCUCUCUUAUUUGCGUCUUUUGAGUUACUUCCUUUUCAUAUUCUGAAGAAUCUGUGAUGGGGGUUUUGAGCUGAUUUCGCCUAAUGCAACAGAUAUCCACUUCUGCUCUCAUUUUUCUCACCAAGUAUCAGCGAAGAUUCUGCUCUGUUAUCAUCAACUUUAGAGUUUCUGAGGUGCUCAGCUUCCCCACUUCACUUGGCUGACAAGAUCCUGGUGGGAUUUCUGCUUUGUCUCAGUUUUGCUUCUAGGUCUUCAGACAUGAAAUAAAGGUCGUGGCUUCUGAGCUUUUUAAGCAACAUUUCAAGUUGUUUUCCCCGACCCAAGUUCCUAUUUUGAGGUAUCAAUCGCUUGUGAUGGGGUGGUUGGUGUCUCUUGGGUUGGCCUGGGUGUUGUUGCUCUCAGUGGUGAGCUCAGUGAGUGGGAUAGGGGCUAACUGGGGUACUCAGGCUACACACCCUCUCCCACCAGCAACGGUGGUGAGGAUGCUGAGAGACAAUGGCUUCCAAAAGGUGAAGCUUUUCGACGCGGACUAUGGGGCGUUGAGGGCUCUGGGAAGGACUGGGAUUGAGGUCAUGGUGGGGAUUCCCAAUGACAUGCUUGCUUCUAUGGCGGGCAGUGUGAAAGCUGCUGAGAGAUGGGUGUCCAAGAAUGUCUCCACUCACAUCUCCAGCUAUAAUGUCAACAUAAGGUAUGUUGCUGUUGGCAAUGAACCUUUCCUGCAAACGUACAACGGAAGUUUUCUCAACACAACCUAUCCCGCCCUCCAGAACGUCCAAUCUGCCCUCAUAAGAGCUGGCCUUAGCAGCCAAGUGAAGGUCACUGUCCCCCUCAAUGCCGACGUCUAUGAGAGCUCGACCAGCUUACCAUCUGGUGGGGAUUUUCGUGCAGGCAUCCACGACUACAUGAUCCAGAUUGUCAAGUUCCUGAGCGAUAACGGGGGUUCUUUCACUGUGAAUAUCUACCCCUUCAUUAGUCUCUACACUGACCCCAACUUUCCCGUGGAAUAUGCCUUCUUCGAUGGCAACGCAUCCCCUGUCGUCGAUGGCAGCACAACGUACUAUAACAUGUUCGAUGCUAACUACGACACGCUCGUGUGGGCCCUGCAGAAGAAUGGCUUCGGGAACUUGCCAGUCAUUGUCGGAGAGAUCGGGUGGCCCACUGAUGGGGACCGGAACGCGAACCUGAUCUAUGCCCAGCGCUUCAACCAAGGCUUCAUGUCCCACAUAUCGGGUGGCAAAGGAACCCCCAUGAGACCAGGACCCAUCGACGUUUACUUGUUCAGUCUGAUUGAUGAGGAUGCUAAGAGCAUCGAGCCAGGAAAUUUCGAGCGCCACUGGGGGAUUUUCCGCUAUGACGGGAGGCCCAAGUACUUGUUCAAUCUCGGCACCACCAGUUCCAAUGGCUUGAUUCCUGCACAAGGCGUGCACUAUCUCGAGCAGAAGUGGUGUAGAUUGAAGAUGUUAGCCAACCUCACAGCUGAUCAAGUGGCGCCGAGUGUGAGCUACGCGUGUUCGCUAGCCGAUUGCACUAGUCUCGGUUACGGGACAUCUUGUGGGAAUCUAGAUGCUGAAGGGAACAUCUCGUAUGCAUUUAACAGUUACUACCAGAUAAAUAAUCAGCUUGACAGCGCUUGCAAGUUUUCAGGCUUGGGGACGAUCACUAGGACAGAUCCUUCAGUUGACACUUGCAAAUUCAACAUCAUGAUCCAACCCUAUUACGGGAGUGCGGGAAGGCUACGUGGCUAUCUUGGAAACAUAUUCGGGUUGUCACUCAGCCUGAUUGUUUUGUUACUGAUGAUUCUGUGACACUUUAUUUCUAAGUUCAUAAGCACUAAUCUUAACCAAGCAGGAUUCAGGUGAAGGCGAUUGCAUAGAAACAAGGAUGGCAUCAACGCUUGAUUCUCUGUUUUGGUUGGCAAAUUGGUCAGUGGAUGAGUCAAGAUCAUGGUUGCCUACAUGCAUUUCACCGGGAUGAGACGAUGUGGGGGUUACUUAGAAAUAUGUUGUCUUGGAAAAAAGGAACAACAUGAACUGUCUUCCUUGCUCUUCUUUUAGUGUGUGCGCGGCGAAUGUGUACACAAUUGCGCACAAUAUCUGCGUAUCCUAUUUCUUGGGUAGCAGGGUUUUGUUUCUGGGUGGUGGUGUUCAGUUGUGCUCUGUUCAUGGUCUUCUACGCUCACGUUAGGUUUGCCUAUCAAGAGGCGACGUGUUGUUGAUGUGGGACAAACAGCGGAUAAGUUCACUGAUUGAGCUUUGCCAAUUAAGAACAGUUAUCUGUGAUCUUUUAGGAUCAGUAUUGUUUUUGAGCACCA